This is a messenger RNA of Carica papaya (papaya), 420 nucleotides long. Lineage: Eukaryota; Viridiplantae; Streptophyta; Magnoliopsida; Brassicales; Caricaceae. The record is from RefSeq and is a predicted model, not a curated record.
UAUUCUCUUUCAACUUUUUCUCUUCUAUAUAAAUGCCUCACGAUCCUCAUCUAAACCCAUUAUCAAUUUCGCCAAGUUCUUCUGUUCUGUUUUCUGCGAAAAGAAUGGAACCCAAAUUUGCUCAUCCUUACCCACCUCCAGUGAUGCCUCCUCCACAGUAUUACGCACCCCCUCCAAGAAGAGAACCUGGUUUUCUUGAAGGAUGUCUUGCAGCUUUGUGUUGUUGUUGUCUCCUAGAUGAAUGCUGCUGUGAUCCCUCAAUUGUAUGCAUAGACUACUAAGAAAAAAAAAUAUAUAGACACACACACACACACACACACACAUAUAUAUAUUACACAAAACUCAACAGUCCUUCUAAUGUUAUGUUGUAUGAAAUAUUACAUCAAAUUUAAUUAGAUAUAUCUGUUGUUUUCACUACAA